Penicillium argentinense is the source of this 1620-nucleotide messenger RNA. RefSeq names its product putative cysteine synthase B. The coding region runs from base 1 to 1620 and encodes 539 amino acids. Gene Ontology annotation, cellular component: cytoplasm. Gene Ontology annotation, molecular function: cystathionine beta-synthase activity; cysteine synthase activity. The record is from RefSeq and is a predicted model, not a curated record. Lineage: Eukaryota; Fungi; Ascomycota; Eurotiomycetes; Eurotiales; Aspergillaceae. The transcript is spliced from 3 exons.
AUGGGCGUGGGUGGUAGUACGCUCCAAUCCUCUGAUUCUGUUCCGGUCCCUCCCCCACCUGCACCCAAGACAAUGGCCAACGAGAAGAAUGUCUACUUCGGCACGGAUUCGUUGAAGAAAUACUUCGAUCCAGACUGCCAGCCACCGCUGCCGCUGGUAGAAUUGCCCGAGCAUCUCAAUCCGUUUUAUCAUGACGGUAUCCGGAUAUAUGCCAAGAUGAUGACCAUGCACCCGGCCAACAACGUGAAAAGCAUGCCAGCACCAGCACUUAACAUGCUCGAAUCCAGCGUAGAGCCCAACAAAACCAACACCAUCAUCGAAUACAGUUCGGGGUCUACAGUCAUUUCCAUGUCCAUGAUCGCGCGGGUAAUGCACGGCGUCAACGACACCCGCGCCUUCCUCAGCAACAAAACCAGCGACGCCAAGCUGCGACUAAUGCAAUUCUUCGGACUGAACAUCACGCUCUUCGGCGGGCCCUCGCAACCCGAGCCUAUCGAUAGCCGAGGCGGUAUCCAAAACGCCCGACGCAUGGCCAUGGAAUCCGACGACAUCGUCAACCCCAAUCAAUACGAAAACGACAAAAACUGGCAAUCGCACAUCCGCUGGACCGGGCCACAAAUCUACAAACAACUCCCCGAGAUCAACGUCCUUUGCGCCGGCAUGGGCACCUCCGGCACCAUGACCGGCCUCGGGACGUACUUCAAGAGCGUCAAGCCGUCUGUCAUGCGGCUGGGCGUGUGCACCGCGCCCGGAGACCGGGUGCCAGGCCCGCGGUCCUUUGCGCUGAUGCGGCCGGUCGAGUUUCCCUGGAAAGAAGCUGUAGACGACAUUGAGGAGGUCGGGUCGUCGGAAUCGUAUACACUUUCCCUGCAGUUGUGCCGGGAGGGUUUGGUUUGUGGCCCGUCGUCCGGAUUCAAUCUGCAGGGUCUCUUCCAGAUGCUGUCAAAGCGAAAGAAGCAAGGUACAAUUUCUGAACUGGCGGGGCCGGACGGUCUAGUUCACUGCGUGUUCCUGUGCUGUGAUCUGCCGUACCAGUAUAUCAGCGAGUACUUCCAGAAGCUUGGAACGGAGCAAUUCCCGCCCAUCCGCAAUGAGCGCCUGACGAAGGUCGAUCUCCACCGCUACGAUGAAGCCUGGGAACGCGUCGCCCUGGACGUGCUCCCAGAUAUCUACGGAUCACCGCGGUCCCUAGCUCAAACGCCUCUGCACGAAAUCACCCUGAAGCCACAAGCCCGGGUCCUGGACCUGCGACAGGAACCGGAUUUCCUCGCGUGGCAUCUGCCCGGCUCAAUGAAUGUGCCGCUGCGCAGCCUGGGGCCGGGGACGCCAUCGCCGUUUUCGGACCCGGGCGUGCUGGAGGCGCAGUGGGUGGAGCUGGAGGCGGUGAUGGACCGCCUGGUGCGUGCCAGUGAGCUGGGUUCGACGCACGUUUUGGUCGUCUGCUAUGAUGGGGACACGGCACGCGUGGCGACGAGCGUGCUGCGGGCGCGUGGGGUGGAGGCGGACUCCGUUCGUGGCGGACACACCGCGAUGAAAAUGUAUGGGAUCGGAAAUGAGGCUAUUGAGCCGGUUAAGGUGUCGCAGGCGACGGUUUCGGUGUCGGCGGUGCCCCUUGAUUAA